Molecule: messenger RNA, 681 nt
Organism: Effrenium voratum
Lineage: Eukaryota; Dinophyceae; Suessiales; Symbiodiniaceae
Source: the annotation of a GenBank genome assembly
AUGGAGGAGCGCAUCGCGGACGACGGCUCGAAGAUCUACACGGCUUUGCCCUUCGAGAUGCCGGGGGCGAUCAGCGUCAAGGUCAUGUGGGAGAGCAAGAAGGCCAUGAAUACGGACAUCCUCCUGACGCCCACAGGCCAAGAGGAGGCGAUGUCUCUGGAGUUGGACGACGCUGCGCGAGUGCUGCUGAGCACCCGGAACGCAGGGGAAGUGGUGAAGGUCGCCUUUAAGCCCGGCUUCGCCAAGAUCUCCCAAGGCCGCAUCUUUUGUGGCUUCGACCGCGCAUCCAGCAAGGGCGAAGGUAAGGAGGAGUUCGUGUUGAAAGCGCUGCCGGUGUUCGUGUUCCGCAGCAUCUCGCGGCACUCCAUCAACGAGCUGCUGGUGAACAGCCACUUCGAGGACAUCAUGAAGAUGCUGCUGCCCUCACCGGAGCACAACGCCACGGCCAUUCGCGGCGUGCCGCUGGCCGUGGUGCAGGCCUGCAACUGGUGCUACUCGGUGCUGGCCAAGGAGUUGGAGUCCGAUGAGAAGCUCGAAGGGCUCAACCCGGAAACGGUGCCCGUUUUUCCGUUUCUCCGCCUGGUGUUGGACAUCAUCCACCGGCUGGAAGCCGCGCGACCCGGAGAGCCCGAGCGGCUCCGGCACGUUCAGCUGGCGUUGCUGGAGGAGCAGGCGCGGUGA